Molecule: messenger RNA, 3183 nt
Organism: Diabrotica balteata
Lineage: Eukaryota; Metazoa; Arthropoda; Insecta; Coleoptera; Chrysomelidae
Source: the annotation of a GenBank genome assembly
UUCAGUAGUAGUGGUGACGACGUCCAACGUUCCAUCGAGUUGUUAGAUCGAGUGCUCUCCGAAUUCGAUGAUGUGGAAAAUGCGAAUCAGGUUCAAAACAUUCAACAGAUUACUACUUCGACCUCAACGCCUCAACUCCGUCAUCACACCAGCAACAACCAUCAUCAUAACUCCACUGCUCCUAACAGUGGAGCAACGACAACCCCUGACGACGAGAGUCCUUCGUUGGGUGGUCACCAAUCGGAAGACGACGGAUACAUGAGUAUGAACGGUCGAAAAGCUAAAUUUAAUUUAUCUUUUAAACCUCUGGCGGAACAUCACGAAAAUCCCCCUCCGCCGAUACUGUCUCCACAUCAAUUAAGAUCGCCUACGACACCUGUUAGACCUGGAGAUCCGGACGACUUUCCGCCGCCCCCUGAGGAGGCGCAGAGAUUAAUAGCUACAUUAUUGCCUAAGGUUUCACCUACCCAUCGCGCUUCAAAAUCCCGCAGUGGUAGUGUUAAUUCCGUAACAGGAGGCAGUGGAGGUAGAAGCCACCGGUCUUUUCCUCUCACCCAGCUGCCUCCGCGUAUGGAUACUAUUCCACCCCCGCAACGGUUUCAAAAUGAUAAUAGUGCCGCUCCCAUCAUCAUCAACGGGUUGCCUCUAGAUCCCGUACAUACUGCCACGCAAACAACAUUGCCAAAAACGAAACAUCAACGUCCAUUUGGUUGGGAGAGCAACGAUUUUACAUUAAAUCCGCCGCCUCCUCCUCCUGGCUACCGUUUUGGAAGCUUGCCAUACAACCAUUGCGUCUACCCUAUUACCUCACCUACUAGGAUGCCUCCUAGAACUGUGCCUACAGCUGUAGAAAGACAUAGAGAAGUUAAGAGACACGGCAGUGAAGACAAUCUCUCUAGUGAUUUGGAUGAAACCCCAGCCUUACGACCACUUAGCGAGUUAGCAGACGAUGAACAUUUUUCCGAUGAUUCUUUAGAAGGAAUAUUACCUCCUCCACCACCACCUGCUUGUAAUAAAAGAGCCAGUAUUGCUUGGGAAGUACCCUUAGAUGAUGAAGCUCUGCUUACCCCAGGUAGCACCAAAGUUAUAGGUAGAAGAAGAAGGAAAUCAGGUUCUUAUUCUAGUACUAGCUCUAUACCCAAUAGACUAAAGGAACUGGAAGAUUGGCCAGAUCCACCACCUUGCACUACAGAAGAUGAAGUUACGUCACCAUUUUCAGAUUCCGAUGACCACAUGAUGUUACCAGCCGAAUUGAACAGUGCCAAUAUAUCUGGAAAUAGCACAUAUAUAAUAAGAAGGGGUAAUAAAGAACGAAAAUCACUCCAGGCUAUGGGCAGUUCGCUAACUUCAAAUUCGUCGUUAAAUUCCCGCUUAAGUUCAGAGCUAAGUAUACCAGCUAGUAGAUUUAGUGGUGAACUUAGUCAUCGCUUGAGUCGUGACCUUCAUACUCCGAGCUCUCGAUAUAGUGUAGAUCUCGGCACAUCGCAUUCAAGAUUAAGCAAUUCGCCUAAGUCAAGAUUAAGUUUAGACUUAAACAACUCAAGACUACUCAGUCAGGAAUUAAGUUCUUCUCCAUCGAGACAUAGCGUAGAGUUAUGUAGCAGUAGAUCCAGCACGCCAAGCAAGUACGAUCUCGAAUUGAGGAAACAUAGCACUACUUUUGAUAACAUAAAGUCGUUAGUAAGAGAAGGUGUUGUUCAAGAUCUUGUUUCCCCGAAAACUGAGACUGCCAAAGACUUUAGCCCAGUUAUAUCUCCCAUAGUCAGGGUGGUGUCCUUACCUAGUUUAAAUGCUGAAGAGUUUACUCCUAAACGUGAAUUAGAUGUAACUGUAGAAGAAGAGGAAGAAGUAGAAAGUUCCCAACCUAGCGCAGAGAUAUCGCCUUUGAGAAAAAUAGAGCAAAACAUUAGCGAGCUACUAGAAAGGAGAGACAUAGAAGUAAUUCAGAAUGAUCUGUUUGUGUUAAACGGCGUAGAUGGACUAGGUAGAGAGAAAAAAAGAGCUCCGUCUAAACCAACUAGGGAUUUCAGACACAGAAAUGAUUUGCAAAAGUCAAAUAGCCACAGUGAGAUCCAGAGAACGGAAGAAUAUUAUAGACAGCUUUUGAUUGAUGGUGGCAUUCCGUUUCCUAAGCGAAACGGCAUCCAAAAAUCUGAAAGCGCUAAAGAAAUGCUUAUAGCUCAUCGAGAACCGCGUCCACUUCCAACUUCAACUUCGGCUGAUUUUCCUGUGCGAGUGGAGGUUUUGCAGCAUGAAUUUCCUCCAUUACCUCCAUCGCCUGUGGAAGAAGACGAAGAUGAAUACACGGAAAUUUUACAUCCUGUACAUAAAAGCAGAGCCGACACGCUGCCCAAUAGUAACGAGCCGCCCGCAGUGCCUGCCCAUCGUGAACCGGGCUCCAAUAGUCUUAAGACUAGAUCUAUGGAUGUUAAUUAUAGUCGAGGUCGAAGGACCAAUUUCUUCACUUCAUCGAAUAGAAACAUUCCCUCAGAGCGUAGAACACUUCCGACGGAAUUACAGGAAAAACGAAGACCGUUCCAAAAGCGGGCCUCGCAACAAAGUCCACAGGAGGAACAUCAUCUACAAACGUCGUGCAGUUUACCAGAAACGCCAAUUUUUGCUAGAGGUUGUGAUAUACCGCGAACUCCUCACCGAAGAGCUCCAGACGUACCUGGUGGUAACCAAACUGCACCUAGGCAAAGCAAUACAAUAGGUAGCCUAAAUACAAUCGGAACCACAGUCUCCAGCGGCGGAUACCGUCGUGGCCUGUCACAAACAGGUCUCGAACAAGCAAUCGUUGGAGCGGAGCUCCUCCGUCUUGCUGGCGGACCUGGACGUGGUUGGUAUCCAAAACAAAGGCAUCGACGCCCCGCCUCGAUCGAACAUCUCGACAGGACCGCGAUGGGUCACAAUCCUUGGGAUUCGACGUCGAAUAGAAAACCGCAGACUUUACCGCCCAACUUAACUCCUAAGUUCUUCCAGAGAUCACCUCGAGAUGCUCUCAGAAGGGUUACCAGUUUGUUGAUUAAGAAAGGAAAUAAUGGCAAGGAUACGAAAAAGGAUAAGGAAGUAGUGUCACCGACUAUCCAUGAGAAUGCAAAUGGCGAAGAAGUUCAAAAGAAGAAAGGAUUCUUCAAGAAUUUCUGGAAACGGUCACGGCACUACUCUUUAGAGCAACAAUAG